AAUAUAAGCAAGAAAUUAUAAAUGAGUUGAAAUCACUAAAAUUUUUAACUCUACUUUUAUAUAAAUUUCAAUGCAAACAUUAAGACAUUAUGAGGCUAUGGCUGAAGAAGUUAGAAAAAUCAUGUUAUCAGGAAAACCAAUUCCACCAGAUUAUUAAGAAGUAAUUGAAGAGUUCUUACCAACAGAAGAUAAAUACCCAUCAAGAAGAGUCAUUACUUUAUAUGAAUAUCCAGACAGCAAUCCAGCAUUAUUUUUAGAGAAUAAAAGAGGAUUUCGAUUACAAUUCAUGUUUUUAUUCCUAUCAAAUGAGUUAGCUGCUUAGUAUAACUAUUUAAUAUUUUAAUAGAUUUUAUGAAGAUGUUAUGAACAAUGGUCCACUUAAAUGGUAGAUUGCAAGGUUCUAUUUAGAGGUAGCAGAAAAUAUGGUCUUUAUUAAGACUAGAGGAUAAAGGGCUCAAAAUAUGUUAUAAAAAGUUCAGCAUGGAAUAUAAACUCAACCUUUGUGUGUAUUCCAUUAUAAUUUGAAAAUGAGAGUACUAUUGUUUAUUAUAUUUAAGACACUAUUACACAUUUUGGAAUAGGGAAAUUGGUGUAUAAGAGUAGUAUGGGGUCCUGCUGUUGAUGUUCCUUUGCAUGGAGGAGAUGAAGAAAAAGUUGAGAAUGUGAUUGCAAAAACAGAACCAAAAUUAGAAAUACAAAAAAAGGAAGAGAUGGAAUAAGAAAUUAUUAAGAAAGUUCAAAUUAAUGAAGAAGAGGUUAAAAGUAAGACAUCUUUAUUCAUUAAACCUAUUGAAUAUUAUAGUAGAUUAGCAUAGUAAACAGUGCAGAAAUUGAGAGAUUAAAAUCAAAAUAAGAAAGCAUGA
Messenger RNA from Paramecium primaurelia, 863 nucleotides. NCBI's taxonomy places the organism in Eukaryota, Ciliophora, Oligohymenophorea, Peniculida, Parameciidae. The record is from the annotation of a GenBank genome assembly.